CCGGUGUAUCAUAUGUUUGCUCCAUGCUAUGCCCCCGCAAUUUGACUCCGCGGUUCGCUCGAAUUAAUCCGUCCUUUCUUUUUCACCCCAGGUUGUAAGAGAAGUAUCGUCAAUUCCAGUCAUCGUUACCGAGGGUAUAGAGAAGCUUCAGGAUUACUUUCCUAUCUACAGUCACUAUCAGAAAUGCCUAGAUGUUAAGAUAAAGAACGUCUGCCCCUUGAGAGUUCAUCUUGUGGACAUAUACGUGGAGUAUCUUACCUUCUGCAUUCACUUAAGGAAGGUGACCACGUCAAGCAUCACGAGUGCUUCAUCAAGUCAUAUAUGUCGAAAAGCUCACUGGGUAAUUCUCAGCGAUCACGGUGAAAAACGUUGGUAAGGCAGAUAAUCCAUUUAGUCUCUGCCUAAAGGCCAUUCGCACCAAAACGAAUCUCUUCCACCAACUGACUUCUACUAUGACCUAUCUUGAAAUUGGGGCGCUACACGAGAAACUGGAUGUUGUAAUUAACGCUCUCUCUGUUUCCUCUGGCUUUACCUCCCCCAUUAGGACCAUAUCUCAGGCGUCCACUAUCAUGGCAUCAGGUCACCGUGUUGUGCCAGGUCUGCUAUCUCGCCACUUUGUGGGGAGACAUAAUGAGCUGAAGUGGCUUCAAGAAAAGCUUGAAGUAGCCGAAGAGGUGGUUGGCGGUUGUGUGGGUAUCUAUGGCACGACAGGACUCGGCAAAACACAGUUGAUGCUCGCGUACGAGAGGUCGCAUGCGCAUAUUUACUAUAACCAGUUCUUUCUCAAUGCUGGUUCUAUGACCAAGCUAUCUGCCUCAUGUUAUGAGGUGCUAGAAGAACUAGACCUAGCAGCAGAUGCCAGUCCGGAUGAUCAUGCAACGAUAAAGACAUUUUUUCGGUCACUGAUGAAGAUGAGCAAUUGGCUUUUAUUGAUUGAUAAUGUCGGCCAGGAAGAAGUUGACACGAUACGACAACUUCUCCCUAUUGAAAUUUAUGGGCAUGUUAUCAUUAGUUCCCAGCAACGAUUAGUGAUUGAAAAUUUGGUACAGUCGGCUCAUGACUCGCUGGAAAUAAAGAAACUCGAUCCCGAUGAGGCCAUCCAAAUUUUUAUCGCAAGCGGAUACGAGCCACUCAAAAGUAGUAAGGAGUUAGCCACCGAGAUUGUCAAAGAGGUCGGUCUGCUACCUCAUGCUAUCGAACAGGUGGCAUCAUAUAUCAAAGUCAACAACCUUGAUUUGCAGACAUUUCUCAAUAGAUAUCGUCGAACUCCGAACCAGGUCUUGGAGUGGAAUGAUGGCUACACUCACCAUCGUCAACCAGUUGCUAAGCAUUUCAGCAUGAUCUUGCAAACACUGGAAGAGUCACACUCUGAUGCUCUUGAGGUCUUGAAGUUCUACUCUUUGUUAGAGCCUGAAGCAAUUCCACUAUUUGACGUUUGGGGCCGGACAACCGAAGAGGCAGGGUUCGACGCAAAUGUCGGAGCCAAAUCAGUUCAGCAACGGGGUAAAUUCAAGACUUGCGCUUGUUGGCCAUUUGACUCUUGCUUUGCACCACGGCAAAACAAUGAAGCUACCGUCAAGAUUGGUCGCUUGGAGGAAGUUUUUCGAAAUGAAACCGCGCGCGAAGCUGCUAUUGGCAAACUUUGGGACCUAAAUCUGGUGCGCCGGGUCGACAACAACCCUAAACUUCUCUGGAUGCACGAUCUUACCAAGCUCGCGGCACGAGCCUCAGUCUUAGCCGCAAACACCGACUUGUUGAUUACACAGGGAAUAAGUGUCAUGUAUCAUAUGUUCCCUCUUGAGGAUACAACGGCUAUUGAUCGGGCAUGGGUUGAAUUAUGUCUACCUCAAUGUGGAGCUCUUAUCAAACAAGCGAAAGCUAGGGCUAUUCCCGUUACCCAGUACGUAGGUUUACUAGCACUCAGUGGCCAAGCCAACGUAUCCCACGGUGCUGUAGUGACUGGUAUGUCACAGCUUGAAGAAGCAAAGCCGAUAUAUGUCGAACGUCUUGGUUCAGAAAACACCAGGACUAUAUUAUUGAUACAAAAACUUGCCCAAGCGAAUAAAUUUGCUGGGAACAUGAAGAGGGCAGAAGAGCUUUACCGACAAGCACUGAUACUACGAGAAAAGAUAUCUGGCAGAGAGGCUUCAGAGACACUAGAAGUAAUGAAUGAUCUAGCGUCAUUGAUUGAACGUGCCGGAAGGUUGAAGGAAGCAGAGUUGAUUUUCGAGUCGUUAUAUAAGCGGCAUAAGGCUAGAGGGCAGAAUUCUCCCACCACUAUGGCUGCUGCUCAUAACCUUGGCCUCUGCUAUCACAACCAGGGUCGCUUGAAUGAAGCCGAGCGUAUGUACCAAAUCGCUCUGGGUCAGUCGGAAAUCCCGUUUGGUAUUGAAGACGUGGGUAGCCUGAAGACUCUCAGUAAUCUCGCUGCGACUGUCGACCACCAGGGCAGACUGGACGAGGCACAAUCCCUCUACGAGAAAGCUUUGCCUUCAUUUAUCAAAGUUCUCGGGUUUGAUCACUUCCUCACUAUACGUCUCCGAGGAAACAUGGCCGGUCUUCGUCGACAACAAGGCGCGUUCAAACAAGCCGAAGACAUGAUCAAAGGGUGUCUGGAAGUGGUAACCAAACUAUAUGGGCCUGAUAAUUUCGAAACUAUAACCGUAUUAUAUGAUCUGGGAGAAGUUUUACACGCGAAAGGGGAUUUCCUAGCUGCAAAUCAAGCCUAUGAGAAGGCAAUAGGUCUAUGUGUGGGGGACCUAGAAAACCAUCCAGUAGUCUUCCGGUUCUUGGACGCUGCUGGCCUUCUGAAAAGGGAGAUGGGCCACCUGAAGGCGGCCGAAGACAUGUCACGCAAGGGCUACGACCGCUUCCAGCAAAUGCUAGGAUGGGAUGACCCUUAUACUCUGGUUGCCGCAAAUGACUACGCUGAGCUUCUUCAUGCACAGGGGAAAUACGAUGAGGCUAGAGAUAUGUAUGCAAAAUGUCUAGUAUCUCUGGAGAGGCUCGUCGGCAAGUGUCAUCCACACUACCUCAUGGUAACAAACAAUCUCGGUAGAAUAUGCUUGGCGACGGGAACGAAUGACCCCUUGGUCUAUUUUGACGAAGCCUAUCAAGGAUUCAAAAGUCUAGUCGGCCCGGACCACUUCUGCACUUUAACCAUUGCCCUCAACCAAGCUCGGUGUUGGGCUGUACGUGGAGAUUUUGAACAUGCACACGAAUCAAUCGAAACUGUACAGAAAAAACUUCAAUUUUCUAUUGGUGAUAGGUGUCCCCUAACAUUGGCGUGCGAACUUAUCCAAGGAUUGGUUGCCGCCACCAGAGGCGAGCCAGGGUCUUUGGUAUUGGCCAAGGAAUACUUGACGAAUGCAGUCGAAAGGGCGCAGCAAUUCGGUGCAGACUACUUCCUCGGGCUGUGCCUCCUCGUUUUGAUCCUGAAACAGUUAGAAGUCGAUGAGGAUACUAUCCGGCGAUACUCAACUCUGCUAGAUCCUUCUUCAACUGCCAUCCAAGGUCUUUCACCUUGGUUUUUACCAGGCCAUGGAACCGUGUCGGUAUCUGAUCUUCUUAGCAUGGACCCUAAGGAAUUUCACUGGACUAAUUAUAUUCCCUUGGCCAUUGGAGAGAAUGUGAGGCUAAGAUGGGGCCGCAAGUGUUGUUGGCGAGAAGCAGACAAGACCCAGAUCAUUGGAUAAGAUCACAGCUCAGCUUUACUUUUGAGCAGGUCUCAAUCUGCAGUCAAAUUUGGCUUAUUCUACAAUUAUUAGUUCACUUCCAAUUGUCAGUCAUUUGUCAAUAUAUUUGCUACAUUGUAUACGACUAAAUUAGUAUGGCAACUCUACCUAAACUUGGUUAGCUUAUAUGUGGCAUAUAUGACCCCUGAUUAAUAGAUUUUUGUUCGUGAUGA
This is a messenger RNA of Xylaria bambusicola, 3907 nucleotides long. RefSeq lists its product as uncharacterized. The transcript is spliced from 4 exons. NCBI's taxonomy places the organism in Eukaryota, Fungi, Ascomycota, Sordariomycetes, Xylariales, Xylariaceae. Bases 453 to 3695 code for a protein of 1080 amino acids. Gene Ontology annotation, molecular function: ADP binding; protein binding. The record is from RefSeq and is a predicted model, not a curated record.